Messenger RNA from Protobothrops mucrosquamatus (brown spotted pit viper), 2524 nucleotides. It is a transcript of the gene TRIM56, whose product is annotated as tripartite motif containing 56. The record is from RefSeq and is a predicted model, not a curated record. Lineage: Eukaryota; Metazoa; Chordata; Lepidosauria; Squamata; Viperidae. Gene Ontology annotation, cellular component: chromatin; nucleoplasm. The transcript has a single exon. Gene Ontology annotation, molecular function: ubiquitin-protein transferase activity; zinc ion binding. The coding region runs from base 1 to 2064 and encodes 687 amino acids. Gene Ontology annotation, biological process: positive regulation of DNA-templated transcription.
AUGGCUGCCAGAGCAUCCUCCCUCUGGGAGACCCUCUCCAGCGGCUUCUUGACUUGCACCAUUUGCUUGCAGCACUAUUGCCAGCCCAAAAUCCUACCCUGCCUCCACAGCUACUGCCAGGACUGUCUGAAGAAGCUGCUGGGUGGGUCAAAGCGGGAGCUGCAGUGCCCUGAAUGCCGCGAGGUGGUGCCUCUCCCAGCCGGCGUUGAAGGUUUGAAGACCAACUUCUUCAUCAACGGCCUCCUGGACUUGGUGCCUCCGGUCGAGGAGGCCAAGGCCACCUGCAGCCUGUGCCCGCUCAUUGGCCAAGAUGCCAGCUCUGUCGCUGUGUCUCACUGCAUCGAUUGUGCCGACCACCUGUGUCAGGCCUGUGCCCGCGGGCACCGUUGCUCCCGCCUUACCCACGGCCACCUCCUGGUAGACAUGGAGGCUUACUGCUCUGGGAAGUACAACGAGGAGGUCCGGAAGCGUCAGGCCUCACGCUGCAAAGAGCACAAGGAUGAAGACCUGCAGUAUUUCUGCGUCACCUGUGCUGCUGCCCUCUGCCGGGAGUGCCGUCUGGGUCCUCACCUGGAGCACCCGUGCCUGCCCCUGUCGGAGGCCGCCAAAGCCCGCCGCCCCAUCCUCACAGGCCUCUUGGGUGGGGUGGAGGAGAAGAUGCACCUCCUCACCAAGGCAAAGGUCAACCUAGAGAAGGAGAGGCAGGAGAUGGAGGCGUGGAACGUGAACAUCCGCAGCGUGGUAGAGCAGACGUGUGCCAAGGCCGUGGAACAGUUGCUCAGCCACAAGGAAAAGGUCCUGGGCCAACUCUCUGGCUACCUGGAGGAGCGGAAGGAGGCCUCUCGGCUGCUGCUUUCUGAGCUGGGCUUCCAGGAGCAGGUGGCCUCCACCACGGUGGCCUUUGCCCGGAAGGUGCUGAAUCUGGGCCAAGCGGUGGAGAUCGUGUCCUUGGAGCAGAUGAUCUCCGAGAGGCUGAGGCAGCUGCAGAGCUUCUCCUGGGAGCCCCUCGCCUUGCAGGUCCCCAAGCUCCACAUCCAGCCAGACCUCCUCUAUGGCUGCAACCUUUUCCUUCUGGAGUUUCACGAGAAGGCCACGACAACCACCCCAGAGUGCAGCAUGGGGGACUCCACCCAAUGGUCUAAGAAGAAAAAAAAGCAGAAGCAACAGCAGCGGCCCCAGGGAGCAGAAGAGGGGGAGGCCUCCAGACAGGAAAGGGCCCCAAGUGGGGAAAGCCUUGGGCCGGCGGAAGUGGGUCCAGAGGUCCCUCGGUUGAUCCCAAAACCUGUCUUCUUCUGCAGCUUCUGGGUGAAAGUCCCAACUGACAAAAAGCGGCCACAGGUCACGGGCUUGUUCCCGUUUGGCUCCAGCGAAAUCCUCGUGGCUGACGAGGAGAACAAGAAGUUGAAGCGCUUCUCUCUGCAGGGCGAGUUCAAGGGCACGAUCCCGGUGCCGAGCAACGUGGCCCCAUUCAGCGUGGCUGCUGUGGGCAACAAGGCAGUCUUCACCGCCGGAUCCCAGCUCUACGUCUUAAAUGAAACGGGGGGGAUUAUGUGGCAAAAGGCACUCAAGGGGGGCCAGGCCAGCCACGCAGUGACCACCUGUGAUGGGAACUCCGUGGUCGUGUCUGUGGCGGGACAUCUGGAGGUGUUCAACUUGAAAGGGCAACUCUUGGAGAAGAUUGUGCCGGAGGCCUCCCACGAAAGGUGCCUGGUAUUCCUGGGCAGAUGGAAAAAGGGAUUUGUGGCAUCUGACUGGUACCGACAUAGCGUGGUGCUGCUCGACAGGAACGGGGAUCUGGUGACCGAAUACCAGGAGGAGCAGCUGAGUGGGUCUCAACCAGGCAGCGUCUGUGCUGAUGCCCCCGGGAUCGUCUACGUGGUGCUUCGGGAGCUGAACAAGAUUGUGGCUUUUUCAGAGGCCGGGGAAGAGCUGGGAUCAUUUCUCACAACAGAGAAUAGCGUCUUCAAGCCACGAGUGAUCACCAUUGCCGGGGACGGCCAUUUUGUGGUAGCCCUCACCAACGGCACCAUCCAUGUCUUUAAGAUCAAGUAUCAGGGCGAGUAAAUGGGGAGCAGGCCCCGGGGAUGGCACAUCUGCAGGGUUCCAGAUGGGAGCAGACGUCCUUUGGCGGUAGAUUGGCUCUGAGACGUGUGUGGGGGGGGAGUGUUCAGGCCCCCAUUCAACCCUUCAUUGUGUGAAGGGCCGUGUCUUUAGAAGGCUGGGCCUCUUCCACCACCCCAGUCCAGCCCAGGAAUGCUGAGGGUGGACAGAAAUGGGUGCCACAAAGUCUGCUCUCGGAAAGGCCACCGGACUGGCUGGAGGGAGGGAGGGAGGCACGUCUUCUGUGGACGCUAACAUCACAGGGAAGUGGGGGGGGUCAAAGGGCAUCCCAGCAAGCCAAUAAGGGUUUUACUUCUGAGCCCCCCUUGGGAGACCAGCUGUGCUCAUUUGUUUGAAGGAUGCAAUAAUCCUGCAUUGCUGCCAUCGUGGGGGGAUGUUUAAUGAUGAUGAUCAUAUAAUUAAU